GACCGAUUUGGCUUGUCUUCUUGUCAAGACAUGCCCAGAUAUUGACUUGUUCAUGGCAAAAGUUGCUUGUGACCGGGUGAGACAUGGUCUCUCCGCGCACGUAGUCGCCAAGGCUAUCUCGUGGUGUGCUGCAGAAUACGGCGCUGAUAUUAUCAUCAUCCCGUUAGGCUUCGACAGACCUCAGCCGGAAAUAGAGACAGCUAUCAAGCACGCUCUCGAAGGAGAACGCCCCCCCGUCCUCAUGGCUGCCGUAGGCCACGACCGGAUGCGACCCUAUCCGGCAAGCCAUCAGCAAAUCAUCGGCAUACAUGCAGUUGACGGCGAGGGGAGAGACAUUGGCAUCAGUCCGGCCCCCUUAGAGGACGACGACAACUUCUCCACCCUAGGCAGCGGCAUCCAGCUCGGUUGGGAGCCCAAGAUACCGAUAAAACACGGCUCGGCAUAUGCAACCGUGGUGGCUGCGGGCAUUACAGCAUACAUACUGGAUUACGUUCAGCAAGUCGCUACGCUAACAGAGGAGGACCGCAGGUGGCUGCGCUCGCCGGACGGGGUGCGCGAACUGCUCCGGCUAGUUUCAACUAAGCAGCACGGGUACCGCUUCAUCGCGCCAUGGGAGGUAUGGGGACAUGACGUUAAGGCGGAAGAGAUCGGUAACCUCGUGGGGGCGAUCGUGCGGCGGAGGAAGAAGGCUUGAUGAUCUAUGCGGUCUUGUCUUUGAUUCCGUUUGGUGAUGGUGCCUCGGGCUUUUUCUUCGCAUCACUACUUAUCUCGUGGACUGUUAUCCCACAGAAGCCGCAUAGGCUAUUGCUGCCAACACAGUCUUUCGAAGCCUAGUUGGAACUUUCUUAGCACUGGGACGGCCGAUGUAUGAGGCCCUGGGAUUGCGGUGGGGAAACACGCUUUUGGGGUUUAUCUGUAUUGCUAUGGUCCCAUUCCCCCUGAUAUUUCACAAAUGCGGUGAUCGUCUCAGGGAGAGAAGAAUGUUUGUUGCCGAGAUGGAGAAAUAGACAAUUAUAUUUCUUCGGUAAAAGUCUCAG
Molecule: messenger RNA, 1037 nt
Organism: Ilyonectria robusta
Lineage: Eukaryota; Fungi; Ascomycota; Sordariomycetes; Hypocreales; Nectriaceae
Exons: 2
Coding region: 53-694 (213 amino acids)
Biological process (GO): proteolysis
Molecular function (GO): serine-type endopeptidase activity
Source: RefSeq, a predicted model, not a curated record